AUGGAUUUCAAGAGCUUUGGCAAGAACCUCUCCGAUUUUGGAGCGCAAAUCACACCCUUUGCGUCACGCACCUUUCAGUUCACCAAAGAACAGUUCGGUCAGGCCGAGGACAAGACCCAGCUCCCACCAGACUAUAUAGACCUCGAAAAAAAGGUAGAUGCCUUGAAGCAAGCGCACCAAAAAAUGCUUGCCGUGACCUCGCAAUACUCGAACGAAGCCUACGACUACCCACCCAAUAUUAAGGAGACAUUCCAGGACCUUGGCCGCACCGUCAGCGAGAAGGUUUCUCUUCUUUCUUCCGCGACUACCACCGCAGAAGCACAGGCUGCCCUGGUUGCUCCUCCAAGUGCUAAGCCCCAGCCCAAGACCUUUAGCCAUGCUGUCGCCCGCGCCAGUUUGACGAGCAGUCAGCUGCUGCAUCAGAAUCAUACGGGAGCUGGUGAGGAUCAAUUGGCCACUGCACUUGAGAAGUAUGCCAUCACAAUGGAGAGAGUUGGUGAAGCCCGCUUGGCGCAAGACUCCCAGAUCCAGAGCAGCUUUCUUGCUGGUUGGAAUACCACCUUGAACACUAAUCUCAGCUUUGCCACCCGUGCCAGAAAGAAUGUUGAGCGAUCAAGGCUUUCUCUUGAUGCUGUCAAGGCUCAUGCCAAGGGAACGACUUUCAAACUCGGACACGGUGGUUCUCGCCCCGAGCAACAUGAGGAGCAGGGACUGAGCCCUGAGGCCCAAGAGGAGAUUGAGAAAGCAGAGGACGAAUUUGUAACUCAGACUGAAGAAGCUGUCGGUGUCAUGAAGAAUGUCCUUAACUCUCCGGAGCCACUACGCAACCUUUCCGAGCUGAUUGCCGCCCAAAUCGAGUACCACAAGAAGGCAUACGAAGUUCUCAGUGAACUCGCUCCCGUUGUUGAUGGCCUACAAACGGAACAAGAAGCUAGCUAUCGAAAGAGCCGUGAAGAAGGCUCGUGA
This is a messenger RNA of Metarhizium brunneum ARSEF 3297, 966 nucleotides long. RefSeq names its product Protein GVP36 (gene GVP36). Gene Ontology annotation, cellular component: cytoplasm. Gene Ontology annotation, molecular function: protein binding. Lineage: Eukaryota; Fungi; Ascomycota; Sordariomycetes; Hypocreales; Clavicipitaceae. The record is from RefSeq and is a predicted model, not a curated record.